Oreochromis aureus is the source of this 1321-nucleotide messenger RNA. It is a transcript of the gene cdkn1bb, whose product is annotated as cyclin-dependent kinase inhibitor 1Bb. NCBI's taxonomy places the organism in Eukaryota, Metazoa, Chordata, Actinopteri, Cichliformes, Cichlidae. The record is from RefSeq and is a predicted model, not a curated record. Gene Ontology annotation, biological process: G1/S transition of mitotic cell cycle; regulation of cell cycle; negative regulation of cell population proliferation. The transcript is spliced from 3 exons. Gene Ontology annotation, molecular function: protein-folding chaperone binding; cyclin-dependent protein serine/threonine kinase inhibitor activity. The coding region runs from base 357 to 911 and encodes 184 amino acids. Gene Ontology annotation, cellular component: cytoplasm; nucleus.
AUGCCCCUACCCCCACAUCAACCUUUCGCCAUAUUGGGCGAAAGAGAAGGGUUGUCUGCAGUUUCUCUCGCUACGGGACAAAAUUGACAGAGCGCCUUCAGUUCCUGAGCACUUUGUUUUGAUGAGACUACGCAGGGCUUCACAACACGGCGGCUGUUCGCGUCUUCGUUCCGACGUAUGCAUGGCAUAACGCGUUUUACGCUUGUUUUGGAGCUUUCUCAGCGAAGAGGAGAUAACCGUUGUUUUUGAGUGUUGUGUGUGUGUGCUGCUUUUUUGUUUGUUUGUUUUUUUUCCUCCUCGUGAAAAACUGGACGCUCCGGGCUGUUUUAAAAAAUUGCGUGUUUCGCUGGAGCAAAAUGUCAGAUGUUCGACUUUCAAACGGGAGCCCGACGCUGGAGCGGACGGACUCAAGGCAGUCUGAACACCCGAAACCCUCAGCCUGCAGGAGCCUCUUCGGCUCGGUGGAUCACGAAGAGUUAAAGAGGGAUUUAAAGGGACAUUUGCGGGAGUUGGAAGAGCGCGCCUCCGACCAGUGGGGCUUCGACUUCGCCACUGACACGCCGAGGGCCAACUCCAGGUUCGAGUGGAAACUAGUGGAUUGCAGAGACCUGCCGGGCUUCUACACUCGGCAGCCGCUUACGAAGAAAGGCGUCUGCUCCACUGGGAAUAACAAUGUGGAUCUUAACGGGAAUCACAGUUGUGUUGUGGUGCCUCCGAGCGAAGAUCCCGACAGGGCUGACGGGCAAAUGGAGUGCACGGAACAGUGUACAGCGCUGAGGAAAAGACACGCGUGUCACGACUCCCCUGUUCCGAGCAAGAGGUCACACAGCAGCUCAGAUGUUAGUUGUCCAAGUCGGAGUCACUCUGCAGAGCACACGCCCAGAAAGACCAGUCCCAAGAGGAAAACGUGAGAAAAGAACUGAAGAUGAAUGCCCCCCCCCUCCUUGUUUAACAUGGAGAAACCUCAGUGUUGGCUGGUUUGUUUGUUUUAGGGUUUUUUUUGUAAUUUUUUUUGUUGUUGUUGUUUUUAGUUUAGUGUUUUGUUUUGUGGGGGUUUUUUUGUUUUGGGGGUUUUUGGGGUGGGUUUUUUUUUUUUUUUUUUUUUUUUUUUUUUUUUGGAAGAGGAUCUACACAGCAUCAGAAACAUAUCAACCUUCCUGAAGAUUGGGGAGGACGCUGUUGAAGCACUGAAUAGAAACACUAAAUUUUUUUUGGCACUUAAUUAAAAGUUACUGCCUCUAAAAGCAGUCGAUGUAGCAGUGUGCAAUUAGGUUUAAUUUACUUUGCUCCUUUUUUUUUUUUUUUCUUUUUUUUUUUUUUU